Molecule: messenger RNA, 515 nt
Organism: Teleopsis dalmanni
Lineage: Eukaryota; Metazoa; Arthropoda; Insecta; Diptera; Diopsidae
Product: GTPase-activating Rap/Ran-GAP domain-like protein 3
Exons: 4
Coding region: 102-515 (137 amino acids)
Biological process (GO): activation of GTPase activity; regulation of small GTPase mediated signal transduction
Cellular component (GO): cytoplasm
Molecular function (GO): GTPase activator activity
Source: RefSeq, a predicted model, not a curated record
CAAAGAAUCCAAAGGAAAUAUUUGCUGCUGACAUACAGAAGGAUCUGCUGUUGUUGGAGGAGCAGGAAGGUUCGGUGAAUUUUAAGUUUGGCGUUGUCUACAUGAAGCCAGGACAAAAUUGUGAUGAUCAAAUGCUUAGCAAUCAGGAAGCCAGUCAGGACUUCGAGGAUUUUCUUGACGUACUUGGCGAACGUGUGCGGCUUAAAGGUUGGGAUCGCUUUCGCGGUGGCUUGGAUGUGAAAGGUGAUAUGACUGGCAAAUAUUCUGUUUAUACUAUGUACGAAGGACACGAAAUAAUGUUUCAUGUUUCAACACUUUUACCCUUUUCAAGGGAUAAUCGACAACAGGUGGAACGUAAACGUCAUAUUGGCAAUGACAUUGUCAAUAUUGUAUUUAUUGAUCAAAAUACUGUCAAUACAAACACGUUGGGUGCCACGCCACCUGAUAAAGUUUUGCCAACAAUGUUUGACCCCACUUGGAUUAAAAGCCAAUUUACACGUAUCCUUUUCCACUAA